Perognathus longimembris pacificus (Pacific pocket mouse) is the source of this 2479-nucleotide messenger RNA. RefSeq names its product phosphodiesterase 10A (gene Pde10a). Gene Ontology annotation, molecular function: 3',5'-cGMP-stimulated cyclic-nucleotide phosphodiesterase activity; protein binding. NCBI's taxonomy places the organism in Eukaryota, Metazoa, Chordata, Mammalia, Rodentia, Heteromyidae. Gene Ontology annotation, biological process: negative regulation of receptor guanylyl cyclase signaling pathway; signal transduction. The record is from RefSeq and is a predicted model, not a curated record.
GGGCCGCAGCGAGGAGCAAGCCGGCCGCCUCCCCUUCACGCCGAGAGCCGGGAGCAAAGGACCCGCCUUGCUGGCCCUGCGAAGCCGACCGGACCCCCGCGAGCAGAUGGGCAGCGACCUGGGCGAAGGCGCCGUGGGCUCCAGCAAUGCCACAGGUUUGACAGAUGAAAAAGUGAAGGCAUAUCUUUCUCUUCACCCCCAGGUAUUAGAUGAGUUUGUCUCUGAAAGUGUUAGUGCAGAGACGGUAGAAAAAUGGCUGAAGAGGAAAAACAACAAACUAGAAGAUGAAUCGACUCCUAAGGAAGUCAGCAGGUACCAGGACACAAACAUGCAGGGUGUGGUGUAUGAGCUGAACAGCUACAUAGAGCAGCGGCUGGACACGGGCGGAGACAACCAGCUGCUCCUCUACGAGCUCAGCAGCAUCAUCAAGAUAGCCACGAAAGCUGAUGGAUUUGCACUGUAUUUCCUUGGAGAAUGCAAUAAUAGCCUCUGUGUGUUCACGCCCCCCGGCAUGAAGGAAGGCCAGCCGCGGCUCAUCCCCGCGGGGCCCAUCACGCAGGGCACCACCGUCUCUGCGUACGUGGCCAGGUCCAGGAAAACGCUGCUCGUGGAGGACAUUCUCGGGGAUGAACGGUUUCCACGCGGCACCGGGCUGGUCGGGACCCGGAUCCAGUCUGUCCUGUGUUUACCGAUCGUCACCGCGAUUGGCGACUUGAUUGGCAUCCUGGAGCUCUACCGGCACUGGGGCAAAGAAGCCUUCUGUCUCCGUCAUCAGGAGGUGAGCACCGCCAAUCUUGCCUGGGCUUCAGUAGCAAUACAUCAGGUACAGGUAUGCAGAGGCCUUGCCAAGCAGACGGAACUAAAUGACUUUCUACUGGAUGUAUCCAAAACGUAUUUUGAUAACAUAGUUGCAAUAGAUUCUCUACUUGAACACAUCAUGAUAUAUGCAAAAAACUUGGUGAACGCCGAUCGCUGUGCCCUUUUCCAGGUGGACCAUAAGAACAAGGAGUUAUAUUCGGACCUUUUUGAUAUUGGAGAGGAAAAGGAAGGGAAGCCCAUCUUCAAGAAGACCAAAGAGAUCAGAUUUUCCAUCGAGAAAGGAAUCGCUGGCCAAGUAGCGCGCACUGGGGAAGUCCUGAACAUUCCAGACGCCUAUGCUGACCCACGCUUCAACAGGGAGGUGGACCUGUACACGGGCUACACCACGCGGAACAUCCUGUGCAUGCCCAUCGUCAGCCGCGGCAGCGUGAUCGGCGUGGUGCAGAUGGUGAACAAAAUCAGCGGCAGUGCCUUCUCCAAGACGGACGAGAACAACUUCAAGAUGUUCGCCGUCUUCUGCGCGCUGGCCUUACACUGUGCUAACAUGUACCACCGGAUCCGCCACUCGGAGUGCAUCUACCGGGUCACCAUGGAGAAGCUGUCCUACCACAGCAUCUGCACGGCCGAGGAGUGGCAGGGCCUCAUGCGCUUCACCCUCCCGGGGCGCCUCUGCAAGGAGAUCGAGCUAUUCCACUUUGACAUCGGUCCUUUUGAAAACAUGUGGCCAGGGAUUUUUGUGUACAUGAUCCACCGCUCCUGUGGGCCGUCCUGCUUUGACCUCGAGAAACUGUGUCGCUUCAUUAUGUCUGUGAAGAAGAACUACCGGCGGGUCCCCUACCACAACUGGAAGCACGCAGUCACCGUGGCUCACUGCAUGUACGCCAUCCUGCAGAACAAUUACGAGCUCUUCACAGACCUGGAGCGCAAAGGGCUGCUCAUCGCCUGCCUGUGCCACGACCUGGACCACAGGGGCUUCAGCAACAGCUACCUGCAGAAGUUCGACCACCCGCUGGCCGCGCUGUACUCCACCUCCACCAUGGAGCAGCACCACUUCUCCCAGACCGUGUCCAUCCUGCAGCUGGAAGGGCACAACAUCUUCUCCGCGCUGAGCUCCAGCGAGUACGAACAGGUUCUGGAGAUCAUCCGCAAAGCCAUCAUCGCCACGGACCUGGCUCUCUACUUCGGGAACAGGAAGCAGCUGGAGGAGAUGCACCAGACGGGCUCGCUGAACCUGCACAACCAGUCACACAGGGACCGUGUGAUCGGCUUGAUGAUGACUGCCUGCGACCUUUGCUCUGUGACCAAACUGUGGCCCGUUACAAAACUGACGGCAAACGACAUCUAUGCAGAGUUCUGGGCUGAGGGUGACGAAAUGAAGAAGUUGGGGAUCCAGCCUAUCCCCAUGAUGGACAGAGACAAGAGGGAUGAAGUCCCGCAAGGCCAGCUCGGGUUCUACAAUGCCGUGGCCAUUCCCUGCUACACCACCCUGACCCAGACUCCUCCCACCGAGCCUCUCCUCAAAGCGUGCAGGAACAACCUGAGCCAGUGGGAGAAGGUGAUCCGCGGCGAGGAGAGCGCGCUGUGGAUCUCCACGCCCGCCGCGCCCGCCGCCAGCGCGCAGGACGCCUCGGAGAAGCUGCCCGUGAAGAUCGACGACUAG